This is a messenger RNA of Serpula lacrymans var. lacrymans S7.9, 1722 nucleotides long. RefSeq lists its product as uncharacterized. Gene Ontology annotation, molecular function: carbohydrate:proton symporter activity. Gene Ontology annotation, biological process: transmembrane transport; carbohydrate transport. Gene Ontology annotation, cellular component: membrane. The transcript is spliced from 15 exons. The record is from RefSeq and is a predicted model, not a curated record. The coding region runs from base 1 to 1722 and encodes 573 amino acids. NCBI's taxonomy places the organism in Eukaryota, Fungi, Basidiomycota, Agaricomycetes, Boletales, Serpulaceae.
AUGGACCCUUCUCCAAAGCAUACUCGUGAACCCGACUUACCAGUAGAUGAAAGCUCUCGUACCAGCGGAAACAUGAAAGAAGGCCACUCAGAUAUUUCUUCCUCGGACUUUGAGGUAGAAGUUGCAGCAAAUGCACUUUCUCUUCGGGGCUUCUGGUUAAAAGUUUCCUUGACUCUUGUCGCUGGGACAGGUUUUACGCUCUUCGGGUAUGAUGCAGGGGUUAUGUCUGCGCUACUUACGGCUGGACAAUUUGAAAAAGUCUUUCCACAAGUCAUUGUAGAAGCUAGUCAUCCUAACCAUGCAACAUUGCAAAGCUUUGUUGGAGCAAUCUAUUCUGGUGGCUGCUUAUUUGGUGCAUUGUUAACUUCAUGGAUUGGAGACUGGCUUGGUCGUCGACGAACCAUAGUUUUGGGAGGAACUAUAUUAAUAAUAGGCGCCAUCUUACAAACCGCAUCGUACAGCUAUGCGCAGCUUGUGGUUGCUCGUAUCGUCACAGGGUUUGGGAAUGGCGUAACCACAUCGACUGUACCAACAUAUCAUGCCGAGUGCUCUCCAGCUGGACAACGCGGUAGUUUUAUCAUGAUUGAAGGGAGUCUUCUCACCCUCGGUGUUGCUGCCUCUCAUGCAUAUGAUCUUACCGUUCUGUAUGGUCAAUCUGAUUCGUCCGCCCAAUGGCGAGUCCCAGAGUCGAUUCAAAUUGUUUUCGCUCUCGUUGUAGUUAUAUGGAUCGUAUUCCUUCCGGAAUCACCUAGAUGGCUCAUGAAACACGGGCGAGAAGCACAAGCCAUGGCCAUCAUUUCAGCAUUUGAAGAUAAACCAUCGUCAGAUCCUGGUGUUCAGCUCACGUUCCAUGCGAUGCGCGAGGCUGUCGCUAAAGAAGGUUCGAUACUUCCAAGAGGAGAUUCCAAGUCUCCAGAAGAUAAGGCAACGACAGGCAGGAGACGUGGAAAUGCUACGUUCAAAGAAAUUUUUACUGGAGGACGGAGCCAAAAUUUUCGAAGGGUAGCAUUAGGUUCAGUUGCUCAGAUUUUCCAACAAAUAACAGGAAUUGCUGUGGUUAUAUUUUACGCUGCCAUUCUUUUUCAAACUUUAGGUCUUUCCGAUGUCACCUCACGUUUAGUGGCUGGUUGCAUGGGAACUCAAUAUUUUCUUUUCUCACUUACCGCCAUCCCUCUCAUUGAUCGGGUAGGACGUCGGCCACUCAUGCUCGCUUGCGCAGGUGGCCUUUGUAUAACGAUGUUGCUAUUAGCCGUACUGGGAAGUAUAGGGAGUAAGAUAGCAAAUACCGUGAGCGUCGUAUUGGUAUUCAUAUACCUGGACAUAUUUUCUCUUGGAUGGCUUGGGAUGACUUGGCUGUAUCCCGCGGAGAUCGCUGGCUUGAGAGUAAGAGCAUAUGCAACGUCAUUGGCGACUGCGUCGAAUUGGACGUUCAACUUUAUUAUUAUCAUGGUCACAGGCCCAGCAUUUCAAAAUAUUGGCUGGAAAACAUACAUAGCGUUCGCUGUUCUGAAUGCGUUCAUGGUCCCUUGCGUCUAUUUCUUCUUUCCAGAGACCGCCGGCCGUUCACUCGAAGACCUUGAUGUUGUAUUCGCCUUAGCCUAUAUUGAAGGGGUCUCACCAGUUUCAGUAUCCUUACGAAAAGAUGUUCCACUCGCAGGGACCCCCGAAGCUGACAGAAUCUUGGGGAUCGAAUGUAGCUCUGUUGAAAAAGUCGCCAUAUAA